Molecule: messenger RNA, 5566 nt
Organism: Numida meleagris (helmeted guineafowl)
Lineage: Eukaryota; Metazoa; Chordata; Aves; Galliformes; Numididae
Gene: SLC45A3
Product: solute carrier family 45 member 3
Exons: 4
Coding region: 1-1710 (569 amino acids)
Biological process (GO): transmembrane transport
Cellular component (GO): membrane
Molecular function (GO): sucrose:proton symporter activity
Source: RefSeq, a predicted model, not a curated record
AUGGCUCUCGGCGUGCUCCUGCACAACCGCAGGGCUCAGCUCCUGCUGCUCAACUCGUUGACGUUCGGCCUGGAGGUCUGCCUGGCUGCCGGCAUCACCUACGUGCCUCCGCUGCUCCUGGAAGUGGGCGUGGAAGAGAAGUUCAUGACCAUGGUGUUGGGGAUAGGACCCGUCCUUGGCCUGAUUUUCGUCCCGCUGGUCGGAUCUGCCAGCGACCACUGGCACAGCAGCUACGGCCGAAGGCGGCCGUUCAUCUGGGUGCUGUGCCUGGGCGUCCUGCUGAGCCUCUUCGUCAUCCCGCACGCCAGCAGCCUGGCCAGCCUGUUCGCCCUCGACACUCGCCCGCUGGAGAUUGCCUUCCUCAUCCUGGGCAUCGGGCUGCUGGAUUUCUGCGGCCAGGUCUGCUUCACCCCGCUGGAGGCUCUGCUCUCAGACCUCUUCCAGGAGCCGGAUAACUGCCGCCAGGCCUUCUCCAUGUACGCCUUCAUGAUCAGCUUGGGGGGCUGCAUUGGCUACCUGCUUCCAGCCAUUGACUGGGGGGCCAGCUUUCUGGCCCCGUACCUGGGAGGACAGGAGACGUGUCUCUUCAGCCUCCUCGCUGUCAUUUUCCUUGGUUGUGUGCUGGCCACGCUCUUUGUGACCGAAGAAGCAGCUGCCCAAGCGGAUGCCCUGGAUGGGCCAGCGCUGAAGGAUGCUCUCCCUAAGCCCUCACCCUCUGCCUGCUGCUCUUGCCGGCUCUCCAGGAGCCUCCUGCAGGCCAGGCACGUGAUGCAGGCCCUGAGAAACCUCUGCACGCUGGUGCCACGGCUUCACAGCCUCUACUGCCGCAUCCCCAAGGUCAUCCGGCGCCUGUUCGUGGCCGAGCUCUGCAGCUGGAUGGCACUCAUGACUUUCAUGCUGUUCUACACGGACUUUGUUGGGGAAGGGCUGUACCAUGGUGUCCCCAGAGCCAAGCCAGGCACAGAUGCCAGGCGUCGCUAUGAUGAAGGUGUCCGGAUGGGGAGCUUGGGACUCUUCUUGCAAUGCGUCACCUCCAUCUUCUUUUCGACAAUCAUGGACCGGAUGGUGAAGCAGUUUGGGACGCGGGCUGUCUACCUGGCCAGCGUGGUGUUCUUCCCCGCUGCUGCCUUCGUCAUGUGCCUCUCCCACAGCGUCACUGUCGUCACCAUCUCCGCCGCUCUGACGGGCUUCACCUUCUCCGCGCUCCAGAUCCUGCCGUACACGCUGGCGUCGCUGUACCACCACGAGAAACAGGUAUUUUUGCAUAAAUACAAGAGCAAAGAGGAGAAAGACGCAGCUCGACCGGACAAGAAAUCGGCCUUCCCUAAAGGUCACCUUUCCAGCCAGAAGCUGCCUUACCAGAACGGACACGCUGGGGGCCUCUACUCCUCAUCCUCCUCUUCCUCCUCUCCCCCUGCUGCCAGCUCGGCCCUGUGCGGCAGCUCCUCCUGCGACGUCUCGCUGAUGAUGAUGGUGGGCGAGCCGGACUCGGUGCCCCAGGGCCGAGGGAUCUGCUUGGACCUGGCCAUUUUGGACAGCGCCUUCCUUCUCUCUCAGGUUGUCCCCUCUCUCUUCAUGGGGUCCAUCGUCCAGUUUACGCAGUCGGUGACUGCCUACAUGGUGUCAGCUGCCGGCUUCGGCCUCGUUGCCAUUUACUUUGCAACCAAAGUUGUCUUCGAUAAGAGUGAUAUGGCCAAGUAUUCGGUGUGAUGGGGAACGCACCGGGGCAGCGCGUGGGUGCCAAGAUGAGGGGGGGGGGUGUGUGUCCCCGUGGCUGCUUGUGGGAUGCCCCGUGUCGGGUGCUGCUGCUGGGAGCCCCAGUGCUGCUCUGGGGCUGGGGGUGGCGGAGGGGCAGCAGGGCUAAUCUCAGGUGUAAAUAGGAGGCAUCGGGGCACUGUGCUUUGGGCCAUCAGUGCUUUCCACAAGGUGCCUUUCUCAAAAGCAAGCACUGCACAGCCAGCACCAAAGGGGAUUUUGUCAGGGGGAGAAAGGAAUCGGGCUUUUCCUUUAGGAACGGGUGUGGGAUGGGGGGAAGAGCCACUGCCCCUCCUGCCUUCCAGUGAGGGAUGUGUCCUCUUCCCCCGCUUGCUGCAAUUCUACUCAACUUGCUGAGUAACGCUUCCUCAAAGAGGACACUGAGAGGAGAUCACCUUGGAAGAAGGAUGGGAGCUCAGGUUUGGCCGUGGAGCGGGAAGGGUGCGUGUGUCUCUGUUCUGACUGGGAGAAACCAUCUAGGAGAAAAGUCACUAUGGCUUGUUUUGGAAAAACAAGGAGCGUUUCCUUAGGACCGAUUCCAGAUCUUUUACCUAUGUACCAAGCUGCAUCAGAUGGAAAGGACUGCUGAAUCCUUUUUAUUUUUUUUUAGAGUGAUUCUUUUUAGCUUUCCUUCCAGUUCUGAAGAACUGACCUCUCCCUCAUUGCCCAGAACAGCAGCCCGCUCUCUCCCAGUGCUUCCUACCAGAUCCAAACUGUGUGGGCUCUCACACCUGGCCCCUGAACGAUGCUGCAGCAUCACGAGGGGGUGCUCAGUACUGCAGCGAGGGAGCAGAGCAGGCAGAGCUCUCCAGGAAGGCGGGCUGGGAACAAACGUACCUCAUCAAAUUCUUAUCUGCUCCAAGUGCCUCUCGCUCUUGUAACACUGGGACCAGUGCUGCUGGGUUGGUUGGCCCUCAGAUGUGAGUCAACUUCCACCAGCCCGAGACAAGUGCACCAGCUGCACCAAUUCUUCCAGCACAGCUCUGCCACUCGAAGAUCAGCCCUGCACUGAGUAGGAGUCAAGAUCCCGGCCUGCAGUCGGCACUUGGGCUCUGAAAUGGAGCAAGCAAUGCCCAGAGAGAGGCACGAAGCGGGCAUUUGGAAGCAGCGCUGGGGGCACGCUGGGGCUCAGCAGCCCUCAGUUUUGCCUGCUCCAAACCAAGUAUUUGUGACCAAUUUUCCGUGGAGGUGUGUGGGCAGUGAGACGUGCUGCUGAAGGGCAAAUUGACGCUAUUUUUGCAAGGUCGUGUCGGACUAUUCCUUAGCAUGGAAGCAAGAUUACUCCCCUGCUGUCUGCAGGCUGGUCCUGAGAGGGCUUCUCCUAACAGUUUUAAACAUAUCUUUCCCGUAAGGGGUGACUGUUUUUGUUUUAUUUCUCCUCAAAUUAUAUGCCUACCAGCCUCCCUUCCCCACAAGAAGGCCUGUGUGCUGAAAUGCAGCUGUUUUGGGAAUGGAUUUGGCAGCUGCGUAACCGCUGACGGAAGCGGUUUUUCAGUUGUGCUUCCGACCCUGGUCUCCGUCCGGCCCGAGCUCCAGGGGGACGUCCUGGAAGCAGAACGUCGUUACCAAAGGUGGAUUGCUUCUUGGCUGAAUGCUCCCAGGGAUCAGUCACCUCUGACCGAGGGUUUUCAAACAGGUCCCUGCCUGAGUGCUGGAACACUUUGGCAUUUGUUGAAAUGCCUGGAGAGUGCCUCCACAACACAGCCACGGUGUGCGGGUCGAGUGAUGAGGGCCCGGGAGGCUUCCUUAAGGAUAUCCAAGUGAUUCUUGAGAAAGCAAUGGGCUCAGGCGGUCGGCAGCCUUGUUUCAUAACAUCUUUUGGUUUGGAGCACGAGAGACAAAGAUCCUUAACUCAUACCCGUCCCUCAAGAGCGGAAGGCUGAAACCUGCCAGAUUCCCCAGCAGAGCUGCCCCCAUCCACAGAGGUGGCUUUGGAGUAGCGAUGUACCAGCGGCCAGGAGUAGUUUGGGGUGGCAGUGGGUGCAGCAGGCUUUGUGUCCCGGCCGAGCUGGAGGGCUUGGGGUCAGUCUGUGCAGGCUGGGUCUCAGAGCUCCCCUCUGCUCAGCCUCUGUGAUCUCUCCUCCCCAUCACUGCCCUGGGUUGAGGCCUUGGUGCCCGGAUCUCGGUGGCACGUCUGAUCUCAUACAUCCAGGGAGGUGCCUACAUUUACUUCAUUUAUGUUCUGAAAAGGCCAUUGAACAACUGAGCCCAUGGCUGUGGCCAGCUGCUCUUGCUGCUUCAUUCCAGGCGGGUGCCUGGCGUCACGCCUUGGCCUGACCUGAGAUGGUCAGUGACACAGCUCCAUCUCUGCAGAGACCUGGUCCCAUCUAACCAUCCAUUCGCACCCUUGCUGUGCUGCUUUUGUUCUAGUCAGCUCAACAAGUGUGAGAAGAGCUCCCUGGUUAUCUACCAAGAGACUCUGAUUUCUCAGCUCCCUCUUUCCCCCUUCUUUCCAUUUCCUCAGCUGGAGUGAAACCCUGCGGAUUCGGUAAUUGCUCCUUUCCUCCUUACCCUCCUAUUACACCAGGAGAAGUCUGCUGGGCCCUCUGCCAACCCCCAGCACAGUGGGCAGAUGGGUGCAGGGAGGAGCACUUGCCAAGACCCGAUGCUCUUUGCUAACCCUGUCCUCUGUGGGAGCCCAAGCCCAGAUGGAUGGGGGCUGUCUGCAGGGGAGCAAUGUAGAAAACUGCAGCGUGCGGUCUGGUCCCGGGUGGGCAGUGGGCAGGCAGGAGUUCAGGAGGGAGGGAAGACAAAGCUGUGGUGCAGGGGAGGAGGGGGAGAGAUUAGGGAAAGGGAAGGGGAGGAAGAGGUGAUUCAGGGAAAACUGGGCUUUGCAGCAGUGGGAGGGACGGGUACAUGUCAUGGGCUGGAACUGGGCCUUUGGCACUGUGCUGCCCUGGGUGGGUGGGAGUGUGUCCUCGUGGCCUUGGUCCACUAUAAAGCACUUCAUAGCUGCCUGUGCUCGCAGCCUUGUGAUGGCAUGAUCCCAGCCAUGUUGUGAGAGCAGCCGUAAAGUUUGAACUCAGGUCUUGAGCCAGGGCUGCCAUCAGCUGCCUCUCCCAGACCCAUAAGGGAUGCUGCAUUCACUGUCACUGCAAUGGCCCUGUCCCUCCUUCAGAUUUAGCUGCUCUCUAGCACAAUGCCAUGUGCUCUGUCAUUACCAAAAGACUUUCUUCCUGGUUCAGGCUGUCACUGAGGCUUGCAGGAGAGGUGUUUUCCAAGAUACGUGCUGAGAAACUCCUUUCUUUAUAAGAUUGUCCUUUCUGGGGAACUGGUGUGCUUCUGCUAGGACCAGCUCCCUAUGUCUGCGUCCCACACAGCCCAGCAGGGGACACAGGUAUGUUCUGGUAAAGGAAAGCACACCCCUUGUAUGCUGUUACUGAUCUAACCUGCGUGAGCACAGAAUUCGCCCUAGGACUUGAUCAUACUGUACAAUUUAUAGAUAUGGGUGCAAGCUCCUCAGAGGCUCUUGCUGGGAGCCCUUCUGUUUUCAGGUAGCGGGUGCACUUCUGCUUGGGUGAGCCACGCUGUGCCUCUCCUUUCCUUUUGCAAGGUGGUAAUUUUGGGAGCGAGCUGGGAUGGCGGUGGGGGGGGGGAAAAGGGAGAAUGUAUUUUCUAACGGGAGACGAUUGCCGUGGAUCUCCAGGCGAGGGCAGGGUGUUUGAUGCUGUUUUUUCUUUCGAGAUCACACACUGUCUGCAAGACGCGGUUGUCUUAUUUAUUCAGUAGAGUCAAUAUUUUGUAUACAAUGCGAGAAGAAGGCUAUUCUAAAUUUUUAUGUAAAGGAGGAAAUAAAAGGCGUUCCGACAGA